Molecule: messenger RNA, 2120 nt
Organism: Pleuronectes platessa (European plaice)
Lineage: Eukaryota; Metazoa; Chordata; Actinopteri; Pleuronectiformes; Pleuronectidae
Product: Krueppel-like factor 2
Exons: 3
Coding region: 170-1432 (420 amino acids)
Biological process (GO): regulation of transcription by RNA polymerase II
Molecular function (GO): RNA polymerase II cis-regulatory region sequence-specific DNA binding; DNA-binding transcription factor activity, RNA polymerase II-specific
Source: RefSeq, a predicted model, not a curated record
GUCACACGGCGCUGCACUGAGCCGAGCUUGCCUGCAGCAGCCGCUUUAUAAAGAGCUAUAUUUACCGAACUCUACGUGGUUUCCUGAGCGCUCACAAUUGGCCGAGCAAGAACUGCCCGGAGAGUUAAAAGGUCGGAGGACCUCCUACCACUUUUCAAAAACUUUGUUCAUGCCUGUGGAGAGACACAGUGAAGCAGCGGGCGCACGGACUCCAGGCGCGCAACCACUCCAAGGACUCCGCGUAUCCCAGUUUGAUUAUACCGACCAGAAGAUGGCUUUAUCCGGAGUGAUGCUGCCGUCGUUCGCCACCUUUACGAACCAAAGAGAGAAACCCUGGGAAAACCGGUGGAAAGGAGAGAUGGACAAACUGGUCUCCAGCAGCUGCUCGAUGCUUGAAAUGGUACAAAACCUGGACAAUCACAGCAAAAAGGACGACGAGGAUCUGAGUAACUAUCUCGAUCUGGAUUUUAUUCUCGCCAACACGACCGGCUCCGACAGCGGGGCGGAGUACUUGGGCACCGUGGAGCCCAACAUGUACACCACCGGACACUCGGUGCCAUCCUACCCGGCAGAAGACCACCGCUCCCCGCCGCCCCCGUACGGCGUCAGCCUCAUGACCGAGCUGCUGCGCUCCGAAGGAACCAACAACUAUGGCAUUACGCGCAACCCCGGUGUUCAGGGGCGGUUUUAUGUCAACACUGCGCCUUUUCCCCGCCUGGACAACAUCAAAGUGGAGCCAUCCAUGGACGCGUACGGCCCCAUCGUGGGCAUGGUGCCUCAGAGCUGCAGCAAAAUCAAGCAGGAGGGGAACGUUUCGUGCAUGAUGUCCUUCGAGCAGCCCCGGGUGGCCAUCUCCCCGCGGGCAGCCAGCAACAUGACGCCGCCGCUCAGCCCCGACGAGCAGGGCGUCUCGGACUGCCAGGCGCAGAUGUGCCACUCCAUGAACUUCCAGCAGAAGUAUCACUCGGCGGUGCCUUUCCCGCACCACCCGCAGGCCCCGCAGCUGCACAUGUCCUACCACAACCCGCACGGCGCCUUCGGCAUGUACGACGAGGGUCUCAGCCUGCAGCCCGGCGCGCAGAGGGUGAUGCUCACACCGCCCUCCUCGCCCCUGGAGCUGCUGGAGUCCAAACCCAAGAGAGGCAGACGCACAUGGCCGAGGAAGCGCACGGCGUCGCACACCUGCACGUUCGCAGGCUGCGGCAAAACUUACACCAAGAGCUCCCACCUGAAGGCUCACCUCAGGACUCACACCGGUGAGAAGCCGUACCACUGCAGCUGGGAGGGCUGCGGCUGGAAGUUCGCCCGUUCCGACGAGCUCACCCGUCAUUUCCGAAAACACACCGGACACAGGCCGUUCCAGUGCCACCUGUGCGAGCGGGCCUUCUCCAGGUCCGACCACCUGGCUCUUCACAUGAAGAGGCACAUGUGAGGGGACCCCCCUAUAAGGACUUGGGGUUCAGGGGGGGGGAUGGUGUUAUUUUUAUUGUGAUCCAACUGAUGUAUGUUUUUAUUUAAGUUGUUCUCCACAUGACCAAAGUCUUUUUUUAUAUAUAUAUAAUAUUGAAUUUAAAAAAAAAAGAAGUUUUAGUGUUAUUAUUUUCUAAUGACGUAGCUGGUACUACUUUGGUUCUAUGAAAGCUUUAGAAAAGCUUUGUUUGCUUUAGAGCAGGCAGACCAAGAAGGGGCUGGCCCUGUAUAUACUACUCUUCCUUGACACAACUGGAAUGCGGUGUUUGACACAAGUGCCUCUCUCAUGACUGUGCUACUGUAAAAACUCUUCAGUGACAGAAAGACAUGGCCACAAAACAGGACAUGUUCUCGUGGACGGGAGUGAGAUGCACGUGCAGUUGCCAAAAGCCUGUGCAAAGACAAUGUUUUAUUUAAACUGCCUCAAUGUCCAAAUGGCCUGAACUGUUUUUGUAUUUUAUUGCUUCUUCCUGCUCGGAGUCGCCUCUGUCUCCUGUGGUGUGAAACUCCCGGAUCCAGCCCCUGUGUACACUAUCAGGGCUUGAUGUCCUGUGCAUUAUUUUUUACUUAAAUUUAUAAGAAUAUGUAAAUGGAAUUUUAUACUGUAAAAUGUGUAUUUAUUGUAAAUAUUAAAAAUCAAUGAAAUUGAA